Molecule: messenger RNA, 8225 nt
Organism: Cavia porcellus (domestic guinea pig)
Lineage: Eukaryota; Metazoa; Chordata; Mammalia; Rodentia; Caviidae
Gene: Megf9
Product: multiple EGF like domains 9
Exons: 6
Coding region: 153-2015 (620 amino acids)
Biological process (GO): animal organ morphogenesis; tissue development
Source: RefSeq, a predicted model, not a curated record
CUCUGCUGGGUCUCUCCCUGCGCUCUGGGGCCCGCCCGCGGGGCCGGCCGCCUGUCAGAGGGAGGUGGCGAUGGUGCGCACCGUGGCGGCGACGGCCCUCGAUCGGAUGGAAGAGAAGCGAAGAUGACUGCCCCAACCGACUGGCUGAAUGAAUGAAUGGCGAAGCCGAGCGCGCCAUGAGGAGUCUGCCGAGCCUGGGCGGCCUCGCCCUGUUGUGCUGCGCCGCCGCCGCCGCCGCGGCAGCCUCGGCGGGGAAUGUCACCGGUGGCGGCGGGGCCGAGGGGCAGGUGGACGCGUCGCCCGGCCCAGGGCUGCGGGGCGAGCCCCGCUAUCCCUUCCCUGAGGCGACGUUUCCCACGUCCCAGGCCCCGAGAACCGGAACCCCGCGCCCUGCUGCCCGCCGACCCCCGGCCGCGACCUCUCCAGCCCGGCCCCCGGAGACCACCCCUCUUCGGGCGGCGACUGGACCCGCGCUGACCACCUUCCAAGCGACCACCUCUCCAGAGAAGGAUCUCACGCCCACCACAUCUCGCGCACCGACCAGUCCCUCGCCGACCACCCUUUUGACGACCACUGGCCCAGCGCCGACCACCCCGGUAGCGACCACUGUCCUGGCGCCGAACGCUCCCAGGACCCCGACCCCCAGCCUCCCCAGCAGCAGCAGCAGCAACAGCAGCACCAGCAGCAGCAGCAGCAACAGCAGCAGCAGCAACAACAACAACAACAACAACGGUAACAGCAGCAGCAACAGCAGCAGCCUCCUGCCUACCCCACCUGUCACCGAGGUCCCUUCUCUUUCGCCCCCAGAGUAUAUAUGUAACUGCUCUGAGGUUGGAAGCCUGGAUGGGAAGCACUGCAACCAAACCACAGGGCAGUGUGAGUGUCAGCAAGGUUAUCAGGGCCUGCACUGUGAAUCUUGCGAGGAGGGCUUUCACCUGAAUCACACUUCUGGGCUCUGCCUGCCAUGUAACUGUAGUCCACAGGGAGCCCUCAGUAAACUCUGCAACAGUUCUGGGAAUUGCCAGUGCAGAGUGGGUGUCACAGGCUCUACGUGUAAUCAAUGCCAAGAUGGAUAUUAUGGCUUUAGUAAGAAUGGUUGCUUGCCCUGCCAGUGCAAUAAUCGGUCUGCCAGCUGUGAUGUUCUCACAGGUGUUUGUUUAAACUGCCAGGAAAAUAGCAAAGGGGAUCACUGUGAAGAAUGUGAAGAAGGAUUUUAUCAAAGUCCUUAUGCCAGUAAAGAAUGUCUUCGCUGUCCUUGUUCAGCAGUGACAUCUACAGGCAAUUGCAUCAUAGAAUUGGAUGAAUUGGAACCUAGGUGUGUCCAGUGUAAAGAUGGUUAUACAGGCCAGAACUGCAAUAAAUGUGAAAAUGGCUAUUACAAUUCUGACAGCAUCUGUAUACCAUGCCAAUGUCAUGGCCAUGUGGACCCAAAUAAAACUCCAAAGAUUUGUAAGCCUGAGAGUGGUGAGUGCAUCAAUUGCCUCCAUAACACCACUGGGUUUUGGUGUGAGAACUGCCUAGAAGGUUAUGUUCAAGACCUCGAGAGAAAUUGCAUCAAGAAAGAAGUUAUUGUUCCAACACCUGAAGGUUCUACCAUUUUGGUUUCCAAUGCCUCUUUGACCACAUCAGUGUCCACCCCUGUUAUAAAUAAUACAUUUACCCCCACAACCCUGCAGACUAUCUUUUCAGUAAGCACUUCUGAAAACAGCACGUCAGCUUUAGCUGAUGUGUCAUGGACUCAAUUUAACAUCAUCAUUUUGACAGUCAUUAUCAUUGUGGUCGUACUGUUAAUGGGAUUUGUGGGAGCUGUAUAUAUGUACCGUGAGUAUCAAAACCGGAAACUCAAUGCCCCUUUUUGGACCAUCGAGCUAAAAGAAGACAAUAUCAGUUUCAGCAGCUAUCAUGACAGCAUUCCCAAUGCCGAUGUGUCAGGAUUAUUGGAAGAUGACGGUAAUGAAGUGGCUCCCAAUGGGCAACUGACCCUGACGACACCCAUACAUAACUACAAAGCCUAAGGAGCUAGAACUGUUCUCCUGGAUUGUUAAGCCACAGUGCUUUUCAUGACAGAUUUGGCCCCUGAGCCAGACAAAGCCUGUGUACAGUUCACUGAGAAAGCAAAAGCAAAAAUAGUACCUGAAAUUUUCAGGUACAAAUUCGUAAUGUGCUUAGCCUAUCUGAUGCUCUUAGUUUUCCCAUGAAGAUCAGAAGUAUUCACUGUUGUUAAGGACUUGAAGUAAAGUAUAUUUUUGUACCAAAAUGUGGAGUAUGGAAAGGCCGAACUCCAUAGUGCUGCCCAAAUCAACUUUGACCUCCGAACAGACUAUUGGAGAGUGUUCAUCUCACCAGUGGUACCAAGAUGAUGGAUGUGGAAGGCAAAGGACUGCUGGAAGACCAUCUCCAUUCCUGAAACACAUUCUUUUUGAAGAGGGUCAGGGAUUAUAUUCACUUUACUGUACUAAAAUGUAUACAUUAUUAAGAAAAAGCUGAUAUCUAGGCUAUAUCAUAAUAAACAAUCUUGAUUAUUUCUGGAAUAAGUGCAGAACAGUCCCAAGAAGACUUAGAAAGCUUGAUCUUUCCUCCUAGAAUUCUUGCUCAGAGACAGAAUUAAAGCAUAGAAUAAACUCACAGUCGAGAGCAGAAGGCAGCACUGGGGGAGCAGGAAGCUGAAGGUCCUCCUCAGGGGCUCAGUGUAAAUGAUAAAUUGUCUAAAAAUAAGGAGCAUUUCUGCCUCUAAAGAAAUAAGAUGUACAUAGUUAAUGUAGCAUAUCUGGUCAACAUUGUAUCUGUAAUCUAUUUGUAAAAAAACUUGUCAUAUUUUAUCAUCUAGAAUUUAUUUGUACAGCAGUUAAUGGUGUAAAAAGAAAAUAUGGAGAUUGGUUAAAAUACUGUAAAACAGAUGGCAAUAUUGCUAGAGCUGGGACUCUGGUGAGCAUCCAUCAUUUUUAGUCCCUCUUUGGACACUGUUAAAAUUUGUAAGUGGUUGAAUAUUUCUAAUCCUUUCUCAAUGUAAAAGUAGAGGUAUGUGCUCUUUGAUUUACUGUAGAUUCAAGCAAUAGAUUUUGAAGUCAGUAAUUGUUAAGCUGGGGCACAGGCUGCAUUCUCUAAAAUACUCAUCUAAUUAAAUAUUGGCCACUCUAUAUAUUUUACAUAGAUUAAUAUGAAACAUAUCCUUGUUAAAAUAUUUUUUCUUGAAUGUAAAAGAUAGUCUUCCAAAGGAUAGAAAUCUUUGAGCUCCAAAAGAAAAGCCAUCAUACCACUUGGGACAUCUAAUUUUCAUACCUGUGAAAUGUUUAUGUCUUUGCCACCUCUGUUCCGAAACAGGAACCCUCCUACAUUUGAUCAUAGUCUAUCACUUAUUUGCCGCGAGGUCUGUUCUGUCUCUCUGCAGUGCUAUCGCUCUCCUGUUGGCUUCUUUCUUGCAGUAGCUUUGUAGCUGAGGACCUAUAGUUGCUUCAUGGUUUUACUUUCAGUCUCUCCUUAAAAAUCAAGCAUUCUUGCUCUCAUCUAUUAUAUUGAGAGAACUGUGGAUUAAGCAAGCCAAGAAAGGUGGCCAGAAGUCCAUAAUAGAUUAUUUAUUAGGAGGAAUAACAAAUUUAAGUGGUUAGAAAAAAAUGAAAACUUCUUCCUGGAUUAGACCUAGAAAUCCAAGUUGACCCCUUGGUCUAACUUCCUCAGAGAAAAGCCUAAACUUUCUCGUCCUUUGUAGGAGACCCUUAAAUUGCUCUCAGGGUUUGGAUGCUGUUCUAGAGAAUAUAUAGGCAGAUAAUUUAUUUCUGGUAACCUGAGGGUCCGGGUCAUUGCUCACAAGUGUAGACGUUAUGUUAUAUUAAAAUUAUUAGCACUUCUAUCGCCUUUCGUAGUUUAUAAGUCAGUGUUCAGAAUGUAUGUUCUUUGUUCCACAUCAUAGACCCCUGAGGAAGUAAUUGUUCUACCAUAUUAUAGAUGAGAAGACUGAGGCACAGAGGUCUAAAUAUAUUACUCAUGGCCGCAUGAUGUGUGUCGUAUAGGUUCAGAAUCGGUACUCCCGACUCUGUACCACAUGAUCUUUUAACUAUAUAUCUAGUGCAAAAUUUGCCUAUAUAUGAGCACAAAUAGGAGGAGUAGUCCCCAUCUGUGGAAGUUUUUUUGUCACUCCAACAUAUAAUUCAGGGCCAGAUAUCUACGAAGAAUUUUGUGGAAAGAACACAGGAGAUUUAGUACCUAAAGCUAGUAUUCAUGACAAGAAAACAAAUCUGCCAGCUUGGGUUUCCUUCAAGGGAACUAAUUUCUUUAGGGGGGAAAACUUUUCUUUCCUUAGCAAUUGCUACAUAGCUAAGUAUAAACUGUGCACUGCAAAAUUCCAGGGGAUUGUGAAAAGUGCAUACCUGCCUUUCUCCCUGAAAAAUCAGGAUUGAAUUGAGGCUGAUAAGGAAUGAAUGUUUGUUAGACAGAAGUUAACCCAGUGAAGAAAAGUAUUGGAGUUUUAAGAGCCAAAGUCAAAUAGCAUUCUCGCUAUGUAGAGAUUCCUUGAAAUUAGACCUUUAAAGAAAUUGCAAAAAAAAUUGAACCACAAAGACUGUAUUUACCUUUACACAUUAUUUAACAGUUCCCACCUCAUGGUCUUAAUUUUUUAUAAUGGAAGAAAAAUUAAAGGCUUAAAACUUGUUUUGAAUGAUAUUCUUUAACAAGGUAGGGUUUUUCUUGUGGGAAUUAUUUUGCUUUAAAAUGGAAAUCAAUUAUAAAUUUAUGUACCACUGAAAUCAGACUAGAAAAACAGGUGUGAAAGAUGCUGCACAAUAUUUAUUCUUCUAAAAUUCACAUGAACUAUGGUGUCCAAUAAUAGGAUCCUAUCACCUGGUAUAGAAAUCCUAGUAUUAGAAGAAUUUCUGUCUAAGGAUUAGAAAUGUAUUGUUUUAAAAAAAAAGGCCAAUGUGAAUCUUUAUUGAAGAAUAAAACACAGUACUACUAUCAGUAAUACUUCUAUCUUCAUUAACUUGUUUGAGUAAGCCCUUAGGCAUUUGUGAAAGUUAGAUGCUUAGGAAGUGUUGUUCGGUAUGUCUUUGCCUUCCUUACCUCCUCCUCCGUUUAUCCACUCUACCUCUAGGGCUUUGUUAUUAUGGAAUUCCUCCAACUUUAGAGAACAAAAUGAUAAUAGAAACUCCUAUGGACCUAGUGUAUAAUUUUCUCCCAGGAUACCCAGAUACUGAGAGAGGAGAACAGAUCAGACAUGGAAUGGGAAAAAAAGAUUUUUUUUUACAGUAUUUGUGUAAGUGUCAGUUUUCCUAGAGUAAUUAACCAUUAAAAACAAUACUCACUGACCUACUAGUUUAUUUUUGUCAGCUGAAUGCCUGUAAGACAUUAGCCUUUCUUGUGUUGUUUUGGAAGCAGGGAGCUUAAGCAAUGGACUUCCCUUGGCAGGCUUAAUUGAAACUGGGUUAUCAGAUCAUUUCCCAUUGGUCCCAUUCUUUUUAUAGGAUACCUGGUGAGCAUAAUACCACUUACACUGACUAUUCCCUGGUUCUUAUAUUUUGAGGUAUGUGAGGAGGGGUUCAAUUUCUGCAUCUCAGUAAAACGUCUCUGACAGAAUGCUCAGAGAAGAAAAAAGUAACACAGUAUAACCUAUUAGAGCAAAGAAAGUCUUUCUGGCUUCAGUCACAAAGAAUCUUUGAUCUCUCGUGAUCUUGUUAGUAGGGAAUUUGGAAGUUAAAAUGGGUUUGGUGUAUGUGUGCGGGGGUAAUAGAAGGUUAAUUCAUUUUUCUCUUUAUCCCUGAGCCAGUGAUUGUGACAUGGAAAGCAGGAAGAACACACUGAUUCAUCUGGAGAGGUCAUAUAAUACAAAGUGGAUUAAAAGUUAUGAAUCAUUAGAACUUCAGUGGUUGAAUGAUGCCUUUUCCAAGGCAGUUGAGAAUCUUAUUAUUUAUGCAUAGGCAAUAACUACAUCAGCAGCCAUAGAAUGUGAGCCCAGGGCUUCAGAUUUGUUAGUUCAAAGACUAACUGAUUUUAAGUGAAGUGUUAAUGCUAGGCACAAGCACUCUGUAGUAAGUUAAAUUUCAGCACAAGCACUCUGUAUUAAGUUAAAUUUCAGCCCAAGCAAUUAAGAAUAUGUUUUUGAAACAUUAAACUUGUAUUUAUAUCACUAAAAUCCUAACACAAAUUUUAAAAACAUGUCUCAUACCUAUGCUGUACUAGGCUUCAUGAUACAUUUCUAAAUUUGUGUAUGAUUUGAAUAUAUGAAAGAAUUUAUACAAGAGUGUUAUUUAAAAUUAUUAAUAAAUGUAUAUAAUUUGUACCUAUUGUAGCUGUGUUGUUUUACUUUCUUAUGUGGCUAGAAUUGUUAGAAAUACACACACACACAUAUGGUCAUUUAUUAUCAACUCAUUUCAUGAAAGCCUUCAAAUGCUUUACGUAGUAACCAUACAUUUUAAGUUUAUUUAAAGAAUGUUUCCCACUUGGGGGAAAGAUAUCACUUGAAGAAUAUUCCUUCUCUUCAAACAAACAAAAUUCCCAGAAUAAAACAUUGAUCUGUAUGCUUACUGAUGUUUUUGCCUGUCGCCUAUGAAGUCCAUUGGGAUUUCCAUGAAAAUUUUAUAGAGAAAAAUUAUUUCUUUUGGAUGUUUUCCUCACAUGGAAAUACUCUUUUCUUUAAUAUAAAGCUGGAAGCGAAUCAUGUGCUAUGUGUUUAUUAGGUAAACUAUAGUGAGAGUACGUAUUUUUUAUUUUUUAAAGUAUGCUUUGAAUAUCUUUUAUUUUCAUAAAGCUGUGCAAUAUUUAAUGGAACACCAUCUACAGACUGCAAGGGUUUGGAAAAGAAAAAAAGGCAAGCAUUUCUUUGUGCUAGUAGUAUUGUAAACUUGAAUUGGUUUAUUCAGCUUAAGUUGAUUCAUAUUUAGAUUUUAAAAGAUGGGUUUUUCUUGUCAGGAAUAUAGGUUUUAUAACUUUAUAAUCUUACCUUAUAUAUGUGUACAUGUAGUUCCAUGAUUUAUAUGAAUUGGGUAUUAUCCUAAGGGAACAGAAUUGUGUUAGAAACCAAACAAACUAAAAUUUCAAGAGAAAGUAAAUGCAUAUACAAAAAGAUAAAUGCAUAAACACCAAGAAGAAAAUGUUAAGACCAUCAUUUCUUUCUCUUUUUUUUUUUUUUGUCUUUUUCAUUUUUAUCGGUACUGGGGAUCAAACUCACGACUGCCUACUUGCAAGGCAGGUGCUUAUGCCGCUGAGCUAAAUCCCCAGCCCCCAAGACUAUCAUUUCUUUCACACUUUUGCUCAAGUCUAAGACAUUUACUACAGCAUUAUCAAAAUUGGUUGCAUUAAUUUUCCAUAUAAAACAUGUUUACACAUGCUCUAUUAUAAUUAAAUCAGUGACACUGAAGUAAUCAUUAUGCUUAGUUGUAUUUUUAAAAUGAGUUAAAUUAAAAACAACAAAAUAUGCAUCCAAGACAAGAACUCUUAUCACUGAGCCACAUCUCCAGCCCAACCAAAUGUUUUUCAAGAGAGUACUUCUUGCAAAAUGAAAACCAUGAACAAUGCUCAAUUGAAAAUGUGUUGCUUGAUUGUAUAGGUUUUAAAUUUAAAUUCUAAGGGCCAGGGAUAUAGUUCAGUGGCACAAGUGCCUGCCUGACAAGUGCAAGGUCCUGAGUUUGAUUCCCAGUACCAAAUAAAUAAAUAAAUACAUAAAUAAAUUUUAUAUCUUCAAUUGAACACAUUUCAGUGAAUUGCAAAAAAAAAGGCAAAAUGUUUCUUUGUAUAUAUUAAGAGAAGGUUUGGGUAAUUAAUGAAGUAUCUGAGAGGAAAUCUAUGGUUUCCUUUGUGUUGUCAGACCAACUGCUAAAAUUUGGCAAUAUUGUCUUUUUAAUCUGUGCUCCAAAUAAGGAAGAGUCUCAGCCCUUCUCCAUGUUCAUUUCCAUUCUAAUCUGUAUUAAACUGAUGUAUUAUUUUCUGUUCAUGCUGGGUUUUAUUAAGUCUUUUACCCUUUGGUGAUAUUAUUUCCUCUACCUGUAAAGUUGUUGAAAUUGUUUAUUCAUCCUUUAUAAUCACUUAAGGGAAGUUUAUAAAUCUUUAAUUUGUACCUCCGUUUCUCCUCAUGAAUACCACUGUUUCUGCAUAUAUUUCAUUGUAAAUAGUUUUAAAGAUCUAUCUUUCCCCCAGGAUACUGUAUUCCUGAAGUCAGGAGCAUUUUUGUUUGUAUCUCUGAUAUUGGCCAUAUUGCUGGUAUAUUGUGGAUGGUCAUUAAAUAGUAGUUUAAAAGAAAA